AUGGAGGAGCGGGAGCGGGGGGCGAGGUCGCCCGGUGCCGGGAGCCCAGCGCGCCCGCCCAGCCCAAGGUUGGAUGUCAACUCGGACAGCUUCGACCCGCUGCUGGCCUUGUACUCGCCUCGCCUGCCUCCCAUCCCCUAUCCUAACGCGCCUUGCUUCAACAACGUGGCCGCGUACGAGACCUUCCUCAGGACCGGGUGCCGGGGCGGCGGACGCGGGCGGGCGCGGGGCUCGGACCCAGCCUCAGGGGCCGCCGCCGCCGCUCGACCCUCGAGCAGGACCCGCCGCCGCCCGGACGCCCCCGCCCCGGACCCCGAGCGCAUCGAGCGCCUCCGCCGCCUCAUGGUGGUCAAGAAGGAAGGGGACGAGGCCGACCGGGAGGGCCGCCGGCCUCCGGGCCGGAGCAGGAAGGCGCCGCGCAACGUGCUCACACGAAUGCCCUUGCACGAAGGCAGCCCUCUGGGUGAACUCCAUCGUUGUAUCCGGGAGGGGGUGAAGGUGAAUGUUCACAUCCGCACUUUCAAGGGACUUCGGGGCGUCUGUACAGGCUUCCUCGUUGCAUUUGACAAGUUCUGGAAUAUGGCACUUACAGAUGUGGAUGAGACCUACCGAAAGCCUGUUUUAGGCAAAGCGUAUGAGCGGGAUUCUUCACUGACUCUCACCAGGCUAUUUGAUCGACUAAAACUUCAAGAUUCUUCCAAGAAGGAGGCAGAUUCUAAGUCUGCAGUUGAAGACUCCACUCUGUCUAGAUACUCCCAGACAUCUACUUGGAAGGUAGCUUCAGUGUGGGGAAGAGGAGACACUGACCGGGGUUCACGCAAACACUCCCGCUCCGUCCCUUCUUCUCUGCAGGCAUCUACAAGAGAGGAGUCCAGGUCAGAGCUGUCAGGGAGGACUCUGCGGACAGAAGGGUCUAGUGCGGGAGGUACCUUUUCCAGAGCUACCACACUUUCUAGGGGCCAGUCCCGUAAGAAAAAGAGAAAGCCCAAAGUAGAUUACCAGAAGGUAUUCACUAGACACAUAAAUCAGAUUUUCAUUCGAGGUGAAAAUGUCCUCUUGGUUCACCUUGCACAGUGACCAGCUCAGCCUCACUUGAGCUUUGGCUUUUAGAAAUAAAAUGCAUGAAUCACUGCUAUGCUGUAUCCUAGUAUCCCAGUGAAACCCUGAGUUGGAAUGCUUCCCUCUGGUGCUGCAUGUGCUGAGGAGAGAGCCAGGCUCGGGCUCUCUGGGAGAUGAGCUCCCUCAAGGGGAGACAGGCCUCGGGAGGGGGGGUGUUUGCAUUAAUAACAAGGCAAAAGCUGCACGUGGGUACACACAUCUAAUUUGGUAUCAUGGUCUACUUCAGACACUCAAACCAAAUAUAAGAUCUUCCAUUUGAAUCAGGAGUUACAGUGUCAAUUGAAUUCAGCCCAUGGACUCUAUCGCAUGGGGGAAAGAAGCACUCAUUUUAUAAGCUGGUGCCCUGAGUACUCAUGAAUUAGAAUAUCAGGGUAGCAGUACACAUUGCCCUGGAGCCCUGCACACACACUUUGUAACUGACUGUUAAAUUUUGCUCUACACCAUUCUCUCUUAAUUAAGAACUGUAAUCUGUUAUCUGUGGAUAUCUAUGAGAUCUAAGAAAGCUACCAGCUUAUAUAAGGGUAAAAUUUGAAUAGUUGGUAUGCUUAAAACAGCCAGCAAUGAAUGCCCUGUUUUUAUCCCUCUCCUUAUUAUGGAAAGGAAUAUGGGACCUCAUCGGUCUUCCUGUUCCAGAGGUAACUUAUAUGAAUGGCAUACCAGGUGGGACUAUAAGAUGCUCAUGUGGUGGCUUCUUGUCCUUCUCUCUAACUUCUGUGGCAUGGUGCUAGUGCAUGUACCCUGUGUAUUGCCCCUUUGUGACCUGUCCUGUGAGCUCUAUGGCAAAGGACUGUGACCUUCAUGUCUGGCUUCAAAGAGAGUGCUGCAUGAACUCAGUAAUGUACGUGCCUCAUACAGCUAAGAGUCCCCUCUCCAGGCAGGGCUGGCCCUGUGUCGACUGUCUUUCAGAAUGGUUUCCCGUGAGACAGUGGUGGUAGUUUGUUAUUCCCCGGUGUCAGGCUAUAGAGGUUCUCACAAACAAGGGUGGGUCCUGCCUGUAAGGGACACUUCACUCACAGCCUGGCUCCAGUCACGGGAAUACUGCAGCACUCUUUAACACUACUUGAAUCAUGUUCAAGUGCAGAAUAGGUACUAUCUUGACACAGACUGUUAGGCAAUAUUGAUUUUCUUUUUGUUUUAUUUAUAUUUGGUUUUAUUUUAGAUAAUUCAUGUUCAAAGUGAGAGUAAGAAAUAGCUAACUAGUUAAAAUGCUUGAAAAGAAAAAUUUCCCCUGCUGCAUUUUUGUGUUCCUUAGAUAAGCCUUCUAAAAAACAGAGUGAAUAACGUUCAUGGAGCUAGGGUGCCUUGUCCUUCUGCCAGCUGGUCACUGGCUCAUCAUAUCACAAACGGAGGGCAGGCUUGGUCCCUCUGUGCCUCGGUUUUUCCCCAUGAGACAUUUACCUCACAGGAACACUGAGACAGAUAAUUUUAGGAAGGCAUUUCAAAGUCUCUAAACAUGUAAGUGUCAUGAGUAGUUUCUACUAACUCUGUUUCAUAGUUUGGUAAGAAUUCUUAUGAGCAAGGCAGGUGCUGCAUAAGAAAGUAAUCUCCGUAGUAUCAUAAUUAUGAUCCUGCUGUGGUCAGAAAGCAGUGAUAUCUUUAGGAACUCUUCUUCCCCAUUCCAUUCUGUGUCCUAAGGGACAUUGGAAGUUGCAGAAGAAUAUCGUCAACAAGAGGAGAGCAAUGUUUCAUUGCUGUUCCCCUGCAUCCUAGCCCCCACCCUUUUCUAAUCGUUACCUUGAAGAAUUCCCCUGAACUUUUUAGGGGUUCAUAUGACAGUACCAAAGGGAGAAUAAGCAUCUCAAAAUGACAUAUCCCCAAAAGGGGAUUUGUGGAAACUCUUCUGUUUGUUUUUAUUUUAAAAUGUAUCUUAUAUAUGUUUUUAGAGCCAGAGCAGACGCACUAAACAUUCAGAGAGGUUCCAUAUCACAGACUUGAACAGUCAAUCAUCUUUGGGAUCUGCCAAUCUAAUCUCUUCUAACUAGUGUGUCUAAAAUCUCAGUUUCCCAAUUAAUAGUUGUCUUGUUUAAUCAUCAGGCACCCCAGGGUCUACCUCUUUACCAGUCUCCCCUCUUCGGCUAUCGCCAUCUGUCUGCCCUCUGUUCCUCUGCUAGAAGUUGUAAUGGAUACUAGAUUUUCCCAAUAAAGUGGAGAUUUGAAAUCAAAAGGAAUAUAAUCAAUUUCUAUUCAUUCUAGUGCCUGAUUAAAUCUAACUUGACUUAUUUUAAACACAUGCUUUUUUUCAUGUUUGUAUACAAUUUUCAUUUAUCCAUAUAAGGAUUGAUUUACUUCUUUUCUGCCCAACUUGAUAAUUCCAGCUCUGAAAAUUAUUUUAAAACUCUGUGACUUGAUUCAUGUGCCCAUUUAUUUGUUUAGUUUGGACAGUGAUUUUGGAAUGAACGAACUAUCUAGUAAUGUGCUAUUUUAUACAAAGCAUGAUACUUUUUUAGAGAAGUCUGUUUUUAAAAAUAAUUGCCUUUUUCUUUAUUAUUGGAGAAAUUUUUCUUAAGGAAGAAAAAAUACGUCCUAACAAUGUAUAUGCUGCUCAAAAGAAUGUGAUAAUCUAGGCCAUUAUAGUAAAUUGCUAUGGACACAACUGAAGUCUUCCUCAGGAGGAGAGAGAAGGGGGCAGUAACAGCAAGAAAGGUAGGGUUCUGGAGGCCCCCCCACCGGCUUUCCUCACGGGGCUCACUGCCUCUGCAGUGCAGCAAAACUGGCUUCUCAUAUUCAGAGAUUUAGAUUUGGGAAACUUGGUUGGAAUAGCACUUAUUUUUGAACAUCCAACUUUGGUUCUUCAAAGUAAUCUCUAUACAUGGGAAUGUGUUUUCUAGACAUUUUCACAGGGCAUACCUAUAUUCUUGUUGAGGUCCUCUCAGGAGUUUCCAGCAUUGUUAGGUAAGAACAAGGGAUUAAGAAAUGGAAGAUAAUGAUUUCAGCACCCAGAAACCGUGUGCCAUUCUUUGCACAUAGAGGUAAUUCUGCUCUGCCAUGAGGAGAACUUGCACUUUAGGUUGUUGGUUCUAGUGUCUGGGAAGCAUUUAUGCUGCUUCUCGGAAACCAUCUUAGGACAGAAGUGGACUGUUGGCGAGGUAGCCAGAGUUAGCAGCGUCCAAUCAGUACCCUGCUCUCUGUGCAUGGUGCAUGUCAGGUCAGAAAGCUUAGAAACCUCUCGCAGUAAAGUCGAGGUACACAGGAGUCCUUGCUAUGAGUUGUUAGUGGAUCAAGAGGGCUUUUAUCUAUUUUUAUGGUGAAAUAGUCCAGGAGCACUUUUAGAGACUGUCAGGCCAUGAGCUAUGAGCUAUGAGCUGCCCUUGAUCCUCAGAAGCCUUUCAGAAAUGUGGGUGUACUGCUUCUGUCCCUUGAGAAAAAAUAGAAACCUAACUUGAUGAAGAGGAGAUAUUUGUAUUCCUGUCUGCACUAUGCCUAUAGCAGCUGACAUGGGUAAAAUCAUGAAAUAGAAUAGGUGCUGUAAAUUACUACUUUAAAUUUGAAAAAUUUAAAUUAUUCAGGCAGCUAGCUGUCACUGAUGCUGCCCUAAAGUUUUCCCAUCCUUUGUGUAUUUUUUAUGAAUGAGAUUGCUGUGGGAGGGUCAAGGUUUAUAUAAGGGGCAUCAUAAUAUAAAUACAGCGAUUUCCCAAUUGUAAUUUUUCUUUUCCUGUGUCAGAUACAGAAUGCAGUCAACCCCUUUCAGUAACUUCUGUUCAUCAGCCCAUGUUUUUCUGGGCAGUAACUCCCAAAAGGCUUUCUUAGUAAUUGUAAAGCAAGAAAUUCUUAUCUGGGCCUAUGUUGCAAAGGUUGGUGGUCUGUCACUGCUUUCUGGACAAUUGAGUUGAUGGAUUUAAGAUAAGCCUUUGGGGUUCCUGUCACUGUUUCCUUCUGAGGAAGGGUUGCGCCUUCUUUACUCUCAGUGUUUUAAGUGUUUUUCAAAUGUUUGUAAAUUCUCUUGCACUCCUCUAAUAAAAAUGAAAGCUCUCUCUCAAGAAAUGGCAUUGGAUGAUUCGGAGAUCUGGGGGAGAAAACAAGUACACCCGAGACCUUCAGUCGGUCUUUUAUUUGUUGAGAAUAGAAAGUAGUUUGAUAAGCAACCAGAGUUAGUGCUGCUUUAAAAAUACUCUCUGAAAAGAUGGGACUGUCCCUCAGGAAAGCUAUAAAAGCUAUUCCCAGUACAUUGCAGUUGCCUUUGAUUUUCAGUCCUUUGGAGCAAACAUCUGAUGUUAUGUUUUUAGAGCUGUGGGGUAAAAAUGUCUAAAAAUUUUAAGAGAUUUUAUUUAAACAAUGAUUAUCUGGCUGAAUUAUGUGUGAGCUAGGUUCUAGGACAGAUGUCCAGUUCUUUUUCUGUUGUCCUGACAAUAAAGCAGAUAGUAAGUGAUGUCUUGAAAAGUGAUUUACUUAUUUCAUACUGACAUCUUAAGACAUUUGCCUUCGGGGCUACCCUGGGGAUACCCCUCUGCACCGUGACUUAUUACUGUUUUUUUAGACAAGGCUAAACCUGGAUGACUCUGAAUUUAUAGUUUUUCUAUUCAUAUACCAGCUGCUAAAAGAAAAACUGUGACUUAUAAUCUUGUCUCAAAAUUACUCCUAAUGAUAAGUUCACUUAACCCCUUCCUGUUUAGGGAGGAUUGCUGCUAGUAACGUCAGUUUGCAAUGUUCUGCUUUAGAUAUGUGCCAUACGGGAUCUGGAAACUGUAAUAAAUAUGAUUGUAUUAAUGUACUGGCUGCUUUGUCUCUGCUGAUUUUG
Messenger RNA from Pteronotus mesoamericanus, 5854 nucleotides. It is a transcript of the gene LSM11, whose product is annotated as LSM11, U7 small nuclear RNA associated. Gene Ontology annotation, molecular function: U7 snRNA binding. Lineage: Eukaryota; Metazoa; Chordata; Mammalia; Chiroptera; Mormoopidae. The record is from RefSeq and is a predicted model, not a curated record. The coding region runs from base 1 to 1077 and encodes 358 amino acids. Gene Ontology annotation, biological process: mRNA 3'-end processing by stem-loop binding and cleavage. Gene Ontology annotation, cellular component: U7 snRNP. The transcript is spliced from 4 exons.